Molecule: messenger RNA, 1309 nt
Organism: Pleuronectes platessa (European plaice)
Lineage: Eukaryota; Metazoa; Chordata; Actinopteri; Pleuronectiformes; Pleuronectidae
Product: transcription factor Sox-1a-like
Exons: 1
Coding region: 275-1309 (344 amino acids)
Biological process (GO): regulation of DNA-templated transcription; anatomical structure morphogenesis; cell differentiation
Molecular function (GO): DNA-binding transcription factor activity, RNA polymerase II-specific; RNA polymerase II cis-regulatory region sequence-specific DNA binding
Source: RefSeq, a predicted model, not a curated record
CCUCAGCUCCGCUUCAACCAAACUCAAAGCUCCGGCAGCAGCUUCCUGUUCUUCUGACAGGAGAGAGGAGGAGGAGGAGAAGUGAGGAGCAAGUUUACACCUCUGAGAGGAUUGCAGCCCGACACCACAGCAGCUCUUCAUCCCUCUGCCUGUGCCUAUUCAUCCCUCUGGUGGUGCCUCUUCAUCCCGCUCUUCUUCGGAGGUGCAGCCGCGCAGGGCCAGCCUGAAUGUGUCUGUGUGUUUGACUCAAUUUGGGUCCUGUCAGACGAGGUGAAUGUACAGCAUCAUGAUGGAGACGGACUUACAUUCCCCCGUGAUGUCCCAGACCAACCCAUCCAACCCGGGGGGACACGGCGGAGGAGGAGGCGGGGGCCCCGGAGGCAAGGUCCCCCAGGAGCGCAUCAAGAGACCCAUGAACGCCUUCAUGGUGUGGUCCCGGGGCCAGCGCAGGAAAAUGGCACAGGAGAACCCCAAGAUGCACAACUCGGAGAUCAGCAAGAGGCUGGGGGCCGAGUGGAAGGUGAUGACUGAGGCGGAGAAGAGGCCGUUCAUCGACGAGGCGAAGCGGCUCCGGGCCAUGCACAUGAAGGAACACCCGGACUACAAGUACCGGCCGCGCAGGAAGACCAAGACGCUGCUGAAGAAGGACAAGUACUCGCUGGCCGGGGGGCUGCUCGGCUCCUCCGCGGGGGUCGGGAUGGGCUGCGGGCAACGGCUGGAGAGUCCCGGCGGCCACCCAGGGGCGAACGCGGGCUACGCGUCUCAUGUGAACGGCUGGGCGAACGGAGCGUACUCCGGCCAGGUGGCGGCUGCCGCUGCUGCGGCGCACGCAAUGAUGCAGGAGGCGCAGCUGGCGUACACGCAACACCCGGGCAACGGGGCUCACCCGCACCAUCACCCGCACCACCACCCGCACAACCCGCAGCCCGUGCACAGGUACGACAUGAGCGCCCUGUCGUACAGCCCCAUCUCAAACUCUCAGAGCUACAUGAGCGCCUCUCCGCCGGGAUACGGCGGCAUCACCGGCUACACUCACCAGCACCAGAGCUCCGGCGUGUCCCCGGUGUCCGGGGUGAUCGGGGGGACGUUGGGGUCCCUGGUGAAAUCUGAGCCCAGCGUGAGCCCCCCGGUUUCCUCAGGCCGCGGGCCGUGCGCCACGGGGGACCUGCGGGACAUGAUCAGCAUGUACCUGCCCCCCGGAGACCCGGCGGGAGACGUUCAGAGCAGACUGCAUGUGUUGCACCCGCAGCACUAUCCGAGCAGCGGCCCCGCUCCGGUCAACGGGACGGUUCCUCUGACGCAUAUUUAA